Molecule: messenger RNA, 1802 nt
Organism: Diospyros lotus (date-plum)
Lineage: Eukaryota; Viridiplantae; Streptophyta; Magnoliopsida; Ericales; Ebenaceae
Product: F-box/kelch-repeat protein OR23
Exons: 2
Coding region: 317-1570 (417 amino acids)
Molecular function (GO): protein binding
Source: RefSeq, a predicted model, not a curated record
GCAAAAUUACAUUGGAAACCCGAACGGAAAUUCUCGUACGAAAUGUGCAUGUGUGAAGAAUUGCAACUUUCUACCCCCUCAAACUUUCCGGGAAAGUUCGCUUGUACUAUCUAUUGCGAAAGAAGAAACCGCCACGCCACCGGAGGAGAGGAGAGAGAGAGAGAGAGAGAGAGAGAGAGAGAGCUGAGAUAGUGGGUGUGUGUGUGAAACAGAGUGAAUUCACUUUCAUAGAGAGUGAGAAAAUAGAUUCAUAUUGAUUGAAUGUGCCUAUGCGCACAGAAAGAAAGAGAAUCGGAGAGAAAUUUCAGUAAUUGUGAUGUCUCCCCCUCAAUCUGGGAUUGAGGAAACGGGAAAUUAUACGCAAACCCUAAUCCCGGGCCUCCCGAACGAUCUCGCGGGGCUAAUUCUAGCGUUCGUUCCGUAUUCUCACCAUGGCCGUCUCAAAUCCACCUGCAAAUCCUGGAAAAUCUUCUUCUCCCGCAAAACCCUAAUCUCUUUACGGCAAAAGUACCUCCCUCCCUCUCGCCUUUCCCACCUCCUCUGCAUCUUCCCUCAAGAUCCGUCGAUCGUCUCCCCUUACCUCUUCGAUCCUCACAACCCUCGGGCUUGCUGGUUUCCUCUUCCUCCGAUGCCCUGUAAUCCCCAUGUUUAUGGCCUCUGCAACUUCACCUCCGUUUCAAUCGGCCCCCAUCUCUAUGUCCUUGGAGGCUCCCUAUUCGACACCCGAUCCUUCCCUCUCGAUCGCCCUUCUUCCACAUCCUCCGCUUUCCGAUUCAACUUCCUUACUUCUUCCUGGGACCGUCUAUCACCCAUGCUCUCUCCUCGCGGUAGCUUCGCCUGCGCCACGGUGCCUGAUUCCGGCCGGAUUCUUGUUGCCGGGGGUGGCUCCCGGCACACCAUGUUUGGGGCCGCCGGGAGUAGGAUGAGCUUGGUCGAAAUGUAUGACGCUCGCAAGGAUGAGUGGGUGGCCUUGGAUGGGUUGCCCCGAUUUCGAGCUGGAUGCGUCGGAUUCUUUGUUGGAAAAGGGGAACAUGGAGAAUUUUGGGUGAUGGGGGGAUACGGCGAAUCGAGGACGGUUUCCGGGGUCUUCCCGGUGGAUGAGUAUUACAGGGAUGCUGUGGUGAUGGACUUGAACAAUGGUGGCAAGUGGAGGGAGCUUGGGGAUAUGUGGCAGGAAGGGGAAAGGAGGCGCCUUGGGAAAAUUGUUGUUGUUGAGGAUGAUCAUUUGGAUACUCCUGGCAUUUUCAUGCUUGAGGGCACUGAUAUCUGCAGGUAUGAUAUGGCUUCUAACCGAUGGUGGAAGGAGACAAGUGUACCGAGAAAAGCCUCUGAUACCUCCUCAGUAGGUUUUGUUGCAUUGGACUGCGAGUUGCAUGUGAUGGCACUCGUGAAUGCGGUUGAUUUAACAGAAAACAACAGAAGGCCGCGACAACCUGCUAAGAAGGGGGCAUCAUUGUUCAUACAGGUAUAUCAUCCAAGGAAGAAGACGUGGAGAUCCUUGAUCACAAAACCACCUCUCCAUUAUCAUUUGGAUUUGAGAACUGCUGUCAUGUGCACCAUUCGAUUGUAGACUACUACGUAUCUGCUGUCAUGUGCACCAUUCGAUUGUAGACUACACAUCUGGUGUGUGUAUUAAUCAGCGACUUUGGUUCUGCUGUUAACUCUGUUUGUAUAGCUUGAUGUGGGGUGGUUGCAGUAUAUUCAGAUAUUCGUGUUAUUUUCCCUCACAAAUUAUAUAUGUAAAUAACCAUUUUAAGUUGAAACCAUAGGUUUACUUAAUAUAGCUGUUUCGUAUUCAUCUC